AUGCAAAAGAUGUGCCCAUAUUUGUUUCUAGAUUUAGGCAGCUCGUCAACAGUAGGUAUUUAUAAUAUACCCGUACCGACUAUCGCUGCUUUGGAUGGUACAGCUCUUGGAUUAGUAAACCAUGCGGUAGAACAAAAUGAAGAAGGAAAUGCAGCAUUUAAGAAGGCACUAAGUAUUGCUGAAGAAAUAUUACCGAACGGGCCAAUUGCUGUUAGAAUGGCGAAGAAGGCGAUAAUCAAAGGUGUUGAAGCGAAUUUUAGUACAGGACUUGCAAUUGAAGAAGCAUGCCAUGCACAGCUGAUACCAACGAAGGAUAGAACGGAAGGAGUGGCGCCGUCUAGGGAUAAAAGAAAACCGGAUUAUAAAGGACACUAA
Messenger RNA from Acanthoscelides obtectus, 375 nucleotides. Lineage: Eukaryota; Metazoa; Arthropoda; Insecta; Coleoptera; Chrysomelidae. The record is from the annotation of a GenBank genome assembly.